CUUUAAUUCAUUUGACUUCACUGCAUUUAAUUCCAUUCUUUUAAUUACAAUUGAGUAAAAUAAAAUAAUUUGCUGAAAUUAAGUAACCUGUGAGUUAACUGGCUUAAAAUGAUAUAACGUCUUUCUGUUUUCCUCAUGAAAAGCAUAUUUUAUUGGCCAUUCCCAUAAAAAAGCAGAGGUUCAACAGGACUAGUUUAGGUAGAGAACUCAAACCUGGCAACCCGAGGGUUCCGUGCUGACAGUCGCUCUUUGAUUUUCAGCUGACACAGACAUUUUGUGGGUCAACUCCAGCGUCAGACUUGUUCACCGUGUGAUUCCAUCCAGCAGAUGGCAGAACAGGUCCGCUUUAUCUCCACUGUGACCUUGCCCUGCUGCUAGAGGGUCAGUUAACAUUUCUCACCAACUUCCCCCCUCUGAGCUAAAGCACGCACCAAGUGGGGUGCAGCGGUUUUGUGUGUCACUUACUGGCAGGACUAAAUACUGGGUAAACUUCCUAGAGCUGAACUUCAGAAGAAAAGGGAUCUCUUAAUUUGUGAAAAGAAGCUGCUCCGUGGAGGAGGCCGCCCGUGUUAAGGUCAAAGACUAAAGGAGCGACGUAACACCACAACCUGGAUAGAUCCGACCUGUGCUCACACGUCUCACGCCCUGCACACGUUCACCGCGGACGUAUGAAAACAUUAAGGCUUUUUGCAGUGAGCAGAAUUGUGUCCGAUGGGUGGAGGAGCCACCAGGCUGUACAGCACCCUGACUCAGACGUUCAGCGGCAGCAGCUCACCCCUGUCCAUUCCUCCGUCCUACCUGAGCCCCCACCAGCCCGCUCUCACAAACCUGGAUUCAGAUUUCUGUCUGCAGAAGGACUCUCCCAUAUGCCCCCUUGAUUCAGUGGAGCUGCUCCAGCAGUGUGAAGAGGCCCUCAGGGACCAACCUCCUCGCCUGCACAGGAACUUUGUUUACAUCAAUGAUGGAGAUGGUGUUGCCAGCAGCCCCAUCAGGGUGAUGCAGUGGAACAUCCUAGCCCAAGCUCUGGGUGUAGGGGCAGACAAUUUCGUCCGGUGUCCCUUGGAGGCCCUGAGCUGGUCCCGAAGGAAGAACCUCAUCCUGGAGGAGAUUCUGGCCUACCGACCCCACAUCCUAUGUCUGCAGGAAGUAGACCACUACUAUGACACCUUCCAGCCGGUUUUGGCCAACCUGGGCUACAGCAGCCAUUUCUGUCCAAAACCCUGGUCUCCAUGCUUAGAUGUAGAGGGCAACAGCGGUCCCGAUGGCUGUGCCCUCUUCUUUGAUGAGGCUCGAUUUGAGCUCCUGGACAGUGCGAGCAUCAGACUGUCAGCCAUGAUGAUCCCCACUAAUCAAGUUGCCGUGGUGACGACUCUGCGUUGUCGAAGCACUGGCAAGUAUGUGUGCGUUGCUGCGACCCACCUAAAAGCCCGUUCUGGCUGGGAGUGGCUUCGCAGCGGUCAGGGGUCAGAUCUCCUCUGGCACCUUCAGAAUCUGGUCCAGGAGCUCGUUGGCUGCAACUCUAAUGUCCAAGUACCUCUGCUGAUUUGUGGCGAUUUCAACGCAGUCCCAUCGGAAGAGGUGUACCGACGUUUCGCCACUUCACCUCUAGGUUUGGACUCUGCCUAUAAGAAGCUCAGUCAGGAUGGUGCGAGCGAGCCAGAAUACACGACAUGGAAGAUCCGAGGCACAGGGGAGUGCUGCUCCACUCUGGACUACAUCUGGUACACUAAAGGCACGCUGAGAGUGGACGCCGUUUUGGACAUGCCGGACGAGGAGCAAAUCGGACCCAACAGGCUUCCAUCCUACAGUUACCCGUCUGACCACCUCUCUCUGGUUUGUGACUUCAGCUUUAGGGAGAAGGAAUGAGAGGGCCGGCAGAUGGGAAAGGUUGAUGCCCUGGAGUUGAGGUGUACUCCCCUGCUUCACAGAAGGCCAGGAUGCUACAUGUGAGCGAAAGGGUAAAGAUGUGAAGACAGGAUGGCUUGAAACCAGAGAGUGAAGUGACUGAAAUGUUUAAAAGUGCUGAGGUUGAAGAGAUGUACGUCUUCAGACACGUCUUCCUCCUAAGUCUACACCAGUCAGUUUUCUACACCAGCUUACCGGCUUCUACCUUCAUCUGCAGUCAAGCAGCUCAUACAUGAACUGUAAUUUUUUCACUAAAUGCUGAUAAUACUGUUUCAUACAACCAUCGCAUAAUAAUGAAAGAAAAUAGUGUUUUUGCAAGA
This is a messenger RNA of Girardinichthys multiradiatus, 2225 nucleotides long. RefSeq names its product nocturnin-like. Bases 712 to 1866 code for a protein of 384 amino acids. NCBI's taxonomy places the organism in Eukaryota, Metazoa, Chordata, Actinopteri, Cyprinodontiformes, Goodeidae. The record is from RefSeq and is a predicted model, not a curated record. Gene Ontology annotation, biological process: circadian rhythm. The transcript has 7 exons. Gene Ontology annotation, molecular function: poly(A)-specific ribonuclease activity.